This is a messenger RNA of Theobroma cacao (cacao), 792 nucleotides long. Its product is annotated as RNA-binding (RRM/RBD/RNP motifs) family protein. The record is from RefSeq and is a predicted model, not a curated record. Gene Ontology annotation, molecular function: RNA binding. Lineage: Eukaryota; Viridiplantae; Streptophyta; Magnoliopsida; Malvales; Malvaceae.
AAGAGCCUUUCGACAAUGGUUUCUCUGUGUGAGCAGAGAGCAGAGAGCAGAGAGCAGAGAAAUCGAGUCCCUGGAUGAAGUGCAAGCCAUGUUGGCGGCUGCCCUCUCUUUCCCUUCACCAAUCUAUGCAAAUUCUAAAACCUAUCAAAGCUUGAACCUCAGACUUAGAGCAUCAAUCGUCAACUAUCCUCUUGCAAGCAGAAUCUUCGUUAGAAAUUUGCCAUAUUCCACCAAAGAAAGCAGUUUGCAGAAGGAAUUUGCAAAUUUUGGCCAAAUAGCUGAAGUUAAGCUUGUCAAGGAUGAUUUCACAAAAAGAUCAAAAGGAUAUGCAUUUAUUCAAUAUACUUCUCAGGAUGAUGCAAUGCUCGCUGUAGAGAACAUGGAUCAACAGGUAUUUGGUGGCAGGCCGAUAUAUGUUGAAAUAGCAAAACCUGGAAAAGACAGGUUCAGAAGAUAUCCUAAAACCUCAGGACCCCCAAUGGAUAAGCAGCACUUGCAAGAAGACGUGGCAGACUGCUGGUACUAAUCAAAUCCAGCUUGAUCAAACGAAAAGUUGUGGGACAAAAGGUGACGUGGUGAAUGACAGCACCAAGUAGCACUAUCAUUCAAGGAGAAUUAUCUUGUUAAGUUAGUUUGCCAGGCAAGUGUUGAAUUAUUAUGGUUUCUGGCUGAAAUUGCUGCUUAAAGAAAUAAACAAAAAGGGUGAUACAAUUUUCAUGACAGUUCUAUCUGUCCUCCUUAAUGUGAUCAGGGGAAUUCCACAUGAAUGCCUAUUGUUCUCAAUUAAAGUUA